Messenger RNA from Schistocerca piceifrons (Central American locust), 531 nucleotides. RefSeq names its product luciferin sulfotransferase-like. The coding region runs from base 1 to 531 and encodes 176 amino acids. Gene Ontology annotation, molecular function: sulfotransferase activity. The record is from RefSeq and is a predicted model, not a curated record. The transcript is spliced from 4 exons. NCBI's taxonomy places the organism in Eukaryota, Metazoa, Arthropoda, Insecta, Orthoptera, Acrididae. Gene Ontology annotation, cellular component: cytoplasm. Gene Ontology annotation, biological process: sulfation.
AUGGCGGCGGCUGCGAAGAUUGUGUACGUCUGCCGAAAUCCGAAGGAUACUGCCAUAUCGUACUACCACCACCGUCGUCUGCUGAUGAACAUGCAACUCUCAGUGGACGAAUUUAUUGAAGCCUUUCUCGAGAAUGUGGGCAACUGCUCUCCGUACUGGAGCAGCGCGCUGGAAUUCUGGAAACUCCGAAACGAGCCAAACAUUCUAUGGAACACCUAUGAAGUAAUGAAAAAGGACCUGGGCGCGGCGAUCCGCAAGACGGCCGCCUUCUUGGGCAAGGGCGUGACGGAGGAGCAGGUGAGGCAGCUGAGCUUCAGCAGUAUGAAGGACGACCCGGCCACCAACUACAGCACCGUGGUCCAGAGGCUGAGGGCCGGCAUCGGUCUGCCGCCAGCGCCUCCCGACCAGGCCUUCAUGACGGAGGGCGCAGUGGGCCGGGCCAGGCAGCGCAUGUCUCCGGAGGUGGACCGCCGCUUCGACCAGUCGAGCCGGCACAGCAUUCGUGGCACCGGGUACGAUGGCCGCAUCUGA